CGGGGCACGACUGCUCUCUCGCCCACCUCCUGAAGCAGAAACUUAAGGAUUGCCCACUCAUCCACUCCCUGGCCUCCCCCCGCCUCCUGGCCGCAGCCAUGGAGUUACAGAAGGGAAAGGGGGCUGCAGCAGCAGCUGUUUCGGGAGCAGCGGGAGGUGGAGGAGGAGCGGGCGCAGGAGCCCCAGGAGGGGGGAGGCUGCUACUUUCAACCAGUUUGGAUGCCAAGGAUGAGUUAGAGGAGAGGUUGGAAAGAUGUAUGAGCAUCGUGACAUCGAUGACGACUGGGGUCUCAGAGAGAGAUGCCAAUGACGCCCUCAAUGCCUACGUCUGCAAAGGCCCCCCCCAGCAUGAGGAAGUCUGCCUGGGCCUCUUCACCCUUGUCCUCACUGAACCUGCCCAAGCACAGAAGUGUUACCGGGACUUGGCCCUGGUGAGUCGUGACGGCAUGAGUAUUGUCCUGAAUAAAAUCAACCAGAUACUUAUGGAGAAGUACUUGAAGUUGCAGGACACCUGCCGUACCCAGUUGGUGUGGUUGGUACGGGAGCUAGUGAAGAGUGGGGUUCUGGGAGCCGAUGGUGUUUGCAUGACAUUCAUGAAGCAGAUUGCCGGUGGGGAUGUUACGGCAAAGAAUAUUUGGUUGGCAGAGAGUGUUCUGGACAUCCUGACGGAGCAGAGGGAGUGGGUGCUGAAGAGCAGCAUCCUCAUAGCAAUGGCCGUUUACACGUACCUCCGCCUGGUCGUGGACCACCACGGGACCGCCCAGCUGCAGGCCCUGCGGCAGAAGGAGGUGGACUUCUGCAUCUCGCUGCUGCGGGAACGGUUCAUGGAAUGUUUGAUGAUUGGCCGGGACCUUGUAAGACUCCUUCAGAAUGUUGCCAGGAUACCAGAAUUUGAACUGCUUUGGAAAGAUAUCAUCCAUAACCCCCAGGCCUUGAGUCCUCAGUUCACAGGUAUCCUGCAGCUGCUUCAGUCAAGAACGUCCCGAAAAUUCCUAGCGUGUCGUCUGACCCCAGACAUGGAGACUAAACUCCUCUUCAUGACCUCCCGGGUGCGGUUUGGUCAACAGAAGCGGUACCAGGAUUGGUUCCAGCGCCAGUACCUGUCAACCCCAGACAGCCAGUCUCUGCGCUGUGACCUCAUCCGCUACAUCUGUGGGGUGGUGCACCCUUCUAACGAAGUGCUGAGCUCAGACAUCCUGCCCCGAUGGGCCAUCAUCGGUUGGCUGCUGACAACAUGCACGUCAAACGUUGCUGCCUCUAAUGCCAAGCUGGCUUUGUUUUACGACUGGCUGUUCUUUAGCCCAGAGAAGGACAGCAUCAUGAACAUAGAGCCAGCCAUCCUGGUCAUGCAUCACUCCAUGAAGCCCCACCCCGCCAUCACUGCCACACUCCUGGACUUCAUGUGCCGCAUCAUCCCCAACUUCUCCCCACCUCUGGAGGCCCACGUGCGGCACGGCGUCUUCUCUUCCCUCAACCACAUCGUGGAGAAACGCGUGUUGGCGCAUCUGGCUCCCCUCUUCGACAACCCGAAAUUGGAUAAGGAGCUGCGGGCGAUGCUGAGGGAGAAGUUUCCUGAGUUCUGCAGUUCACCCAGCCCCCCUGUGGAAGUCAAAAUUGAGGAGCCAGUUUCCAUGGAGAUGGACAACCACAUGUCCGACAAGGAUGAGAGUUGCUAUGAUAACGCAGAGGCAGCCUUCAGUGACGAUGAGGAAGACCUCAACAGCAAAGGUGAGACUGGCAGUGAGGGCAGGUCAGGGCACGUCAGCCCCUGGGGACCUGUUGGCAGGGGCAGCCUCUGUCACCCUCGCCUCUGUCAGUGAGCUUUUUUUUUUAAAGAUGUUAUUGGGGAAUUGGGGAAGGGCAGCGACACAGAGGCCCAGUGUGAGGUCAUGCAGGAAAUCGUGGACCAGGUCCUGGAGGAAGACUUCGACUCGGAGCAGCUGUCUGUGCUUGCAUCCUGCCUCCAGGAGCUCUUCAAGGCCCACUUCCGAGGGGAGGUGCUGCCCGAGGAGGUCACAGAGGAGUCCCUGGAGGAGUCUGUGGGCAAGCCUCUCUACCUGAUAUUCAGGAACCUGUGCCAGAUGCAGGAGGACAACAGCAGCUUCUCUCUGCUCCUGGACCUGCUCUCUGAGCUGUAUCAGAAGCAGCCCAAGAUUGGCUACCACCUGCUCUACUACCUGAGGGCCAGCAAAGCUGCCGCAGGAAAGAUGAACCUGUACGAGUCGUUUGCCCAGGCCACCCAGCUGGGCGACCUGCACACCUGCCUGAUGAUGGACAUGAAGGCCUGCCAGGAGGACGACGUGCGGCUGCUGUGCCACCUCACCCCCUCCAUCUACACCGAGUUUCCAGAUGAGACCUUGCGCAGCGGGGAGCUGCUGAAUAUGAUUGUGGCCGUCAUCGACUCCGCACAGCUCCAGGAGCUGGUCUGCCAUGUGAUGAUGGGGAACCUGGUCAUGUUUCGAAAAGACUCGGUCCUCAACAUCCUCAUCCAGAGCCUGGACUGGGAAACCUUUGAGCAGUACUGUGCCUGGCAGCUCUUCCUGGCCCACAACAUCCCCCUGGAGACCAUCAUCCCCAUCCUGCAGCACCUCAAGUACAAGGAGCACCCGGAGGCCCUGUCCUGCCUCCUGCUUCAGCUCCGGAGAGAGAAGCCCAGCGAGGAGAUGGUGAAGAUGGUGCUGAGCCGGCCCUGCCACCCCGACGACCAGUUCACCACCAGCAUCCUGCGGCACUGGUGCAUGCGGCACGACGAGCUGCUGGCCGAGCACAUCAAGUCCCUUCUCAUCAAGAACAACAGCCUCCCGCGCAAGAGGCAGAGCCUGCGGAGCUCCAGCAGCAAGCUGGCCCAGCUGACCCUGGAGCAGAUCCUGGAGCACCUGGACAACCUGCGCCUCAACCUGACCAACACCAAGCAGAACUUUUUCAGCCAGACCCCAAUUCUCCAGGCCCUGCAGCACGUCCAGGCGAGCUGUGACGAAGCCCACAAGAUGAAGUUCAGCGACCUCUUCUCCCUGGCCGAGGAAUACGAGGACUCUUCCACCAAGCCACCGAAGAGCCGGCGGAAAGCAGCUCUUUCCAGCCCCCGGAGUCGGAAGAACGCCACACAGCCCCCCAAUGCUGAGGAAGAGUCAGGUUCCAGCAGUGCCUCGGAGGAGGAAGACACAAAGCCGAAGCCGGCCAAGCGGAAACGGAAGGGGUCGUCCGCGGUGGGCUCCGACAGCGACUGAGGCUCCUGGUUGGACUGCCCCCCCCCCUCCUUGGUGAAGCAGAGGUUUCAGAGGGGCUGCGGAGCCAACGGGAAACACCCUCUCCCCAUCCCCGAACUCACUCACGCGGUGAGACGCCUGAUAAGCUGCUGUGCAGCCCCAGCCCCUCCUCCCCUGCGGGGCCUCCAGCCCCAUUCCGCGGCGGCUGCUUGGCUUCCACGGAAGCCAGAGGCUGUGCGAGGCCCCCGCCCCCUCUCCCGCCUCCCAAAGAUCUGUUUCAACCAAAAGGAGAAACGGCAGAGGGGCAGCUGGCCUGAGGUCCUGGGAUGAGAGGACAGCCUUGCGCGCGUGGGUGUCCCUCCCGACUUCCCCUUCAGGUCUGGGUUCGCCCUGAACAGGCGUUUAAAGAAAUGGGCAUUGAAUGGCUGGCGCCCGUUCCUCUCCCUGGGGCACACGCCAGUGCUCAGGAAAGAACCUGCGAGGGAGGCCUCAGCCCCACCUGGUGUGCCCUGGAGGCUGGUGUUGGUCUGAGGUUGGCACCUCGGGCUGAGUCCCAGCGAGUCCCAGACACGUUCCACAGACUGUUAAAUGGUCCCACUUUUUUGGUUGUUGUCUUUUUCUUGGCAGAGAUAAUCGUGUUUUAAAAAGUUGUUUUUAAAUGACAAUAAAACAAGUCAGAACCUC
This is a messenger RNA of Hipposideros armiger (great roundleaf bat), 3890 nucleotides long. It is a transcript of the gene INTS3, whose product is annotated as integrator complex subunit 3. The record is from RefSeq and is a predicted model, not a curated record. Lineage: Eukaryota; Metazoa; Chordata; Mammalia; Chiroptera; Hipposideridae. Gene Ontology annotation, cellular component: cytoplasm. The transcript is spliced from 30 exons.